AGAGCAAUUUUCAACAAAUAAACCUAAAGUAAUCAUCUUCUUCAUCGCAACACAAGAAGCAUGUCAAUCCUUAGUCGAUUGAAACUCGCAGCAACAAUGAAGAGCUGUGAAAAGCUUGAGAAUGAGUUGUCUGAUCAUAUUAUAUCUUAUAUCUUUUCCAAGUUAGCUUUGAAAGAUUUGGUGAAAACCAGUGCAUUGUCCAAACAAUGGAUUCACGAAUGGGGAUUAAGGAUGGACCUUAACUUCGAUCUCUAUACCAUGUCCGACUAUAACACAGAUCAAGACUUGUCACAAAUCCUUCCUCUCUCUCUCAAAGGUUUCACUUUCAAUCUGAAUUUUCCACAAGAUUGGAUCAAUUUAUGCUGCAUUAUAAAGGUGCCAUCAUCCGUUCCAUUCGAGUAAAAUUUCCAUUAUGUAAUCAACAUAGGGAUGUCAUUCAUAGAUUGAUCUCCAAAGGAAUUGCUAAGGGUGCCAAACAUAUUGAACUUCUCUUCUCUUCUGAAACAACUGAUACUACUAUUUCUAUUAUGCCAUACAGAUUUUCCCUUAUUCUCUUACUUGAGAAUGAUUCUGUGACCUAUUUGCACCUACAAAACUGCCUCAUAGACAAACCCAGAUACUUCUCUGGAUUAAAAAAUUUGAGAACUCUUGUGUUGCAACAAGUUUUUGUGAAGAAGACACUCCUUAAGACUUUGUGUUCAAAUUGCAACCACCUUGUUGACCUCACCCUUGAUGGUUGUAAAAUCACUUCCAAGUUGGUAAUAAACAGCCCAUCAUUGCUUCGUUUGAACAUUGCUAAUGUUGGGUUUUACCCUCGAAAUCUUAUUACUAUCAUUGCCUCAAGUCUCUCAUCCUUUGAGUAUUCUUGUCUUAAAGAACAUGUAGUACACCAAAUGAACAUUCAAGCUCCUAUGUUAUCCAAGUUUAGCUUUAGAGGUGCUUUGUUUUCAAAGCGUAUACGGUUAUCUGGAUUGACGAACGUAACAAUAAUUAAGUUUGAUGCAUUACUAAUUGAUCUAUCCACAAACAUCUUGCCUCAUUUGUUUUCUAAAUGUCCUCAACUUGAAGCUGUCACUCUUAAGAACUGCUUGUUCACAAGUUCAACACAAAUUACCAGUUCGAAGUUACGUCAUUUGAUCAUACUUGAUAGUGUUUGGGUGGAUGACUCUCCUUCUGAUAUAUCUAUUGAUGCAUUAAAUCUUUCAUCCUUUGAAUAUACUGGGUACACCACAAGGAUAAUUUCUUUUACGGCUCCAAGGUUAUCGAAGGUUUUCUGGGAUACAUCAGAGAGAGAGAAUAGACCACACCUUUUUGAUCCAAUUGCAAGUUUACCACAUAUUGAGAAUUUAGCUAUGAUCAUCGGCACUUUACAAGUAAAGGAAUUAGCGAAAGUCUUGGUUCGGUUUCAAAAUCUUUGACAAUUGGAC
Medicago truncatula (barrel medic) is the source of this 1427-nucleotide messenger RNA. RefSeq lists its product as uncharacterized. The coding region runs from base 360 to 1418 and encodes 352 amino acids. The transcript is spliced from 3 exons. Lineage: Eukaryota; Viridiplantae; Streptophyta; Magnoliopsida; Fabales; Fabaceae. The record is from RefSeq and is a predicted model, not a curated record.